GGGAGCUGUACGUGGGAGGACUCAACAAGGGCAUGUUCAGCAGCCUCCCCAAGCUGGUGGCCUCCCGCGAAGGUUUCCAGGGCUGCCUGGCCUCCAUCGACCUGAACGGGCGCCUGCCCGACCUCAUCGCCGACGCCCUGCAUCGGGUGGGACUGAUCGAGCGAGGGUGUGGAGGCCCCAGCACCACAUGCCAGGAGGAUUCGUGUGCCAACCAGGGGGCCUGCAUGCAGCAGUGGGACGGCUACACCUGCGACUGCAGCAUGACUUCCUUCGGGGGAACCCUGUGCAAUUACCGUGAGUAA
Molecule: messenger RNA, 302 nt
Organism: Amblyraja radiata (thorny skate)
Lineage: Eukaryota; Metazoa; Chordata; Chondrichthyes; Rajiformes; Rajidae
Product: neurexin-1-like
Exons: 2
Source: RefSeq, a predicted model, not a curated record